AUGAAAGUGCUACGAAACCCCCAAGUUCGUCAUGUGUACAUGCACGUAGACAUUGCUCAGGACUAUGGCGUGCUAAUAACAAUCUGUAUUUGCACAAUAAUUUACGGUGUUGUGCCGGCUAUUGUCUCAAUCCUUAUGGGACUUGUGUUUGAUUUGCUACAAGGGCCUGAAGCUCAGGGUCACGCAGACGUCAAUCACUUGAUGCAUUUGUUAACGCUCAGAAGCAUGGCAAUAUUAGUCACAGGUGUUGCUAGUGCACCAAUAUGUGCUCUUUCCAUAUUUUCAUGGAUGACGCUAGGCGAGAGACAGGCUUUUCGUGUCAGACGAAGAUUGCUGCAUUCGUAUCUUACCAAAAGUAUGGCAUGGUACGACGCCAAUGAACAGCUAUCGGGCGAUUUCACUCAGCUGAAUCGCUGCGUUGAAGAGCUAAGAUCUAGCUCAGCAGAAGCCUCUGGAAUCAUCUUCCAGAAUUUCGUUACUGUUGUAGCGCUUUUGAUUACCGCUUUUUACUAUUCGUGGUCACUGACGCUAGUUAUCAUGGCAAACUCUCCUUUAGUGGUAGGAUUCGCAAUAUUUUGUUCUCGUAAAGUAGAAAAAUAUGCCAAGAAAGAGAACUGUCAGACAUCUAUUGCUGCUGAUGUCAUGGCGUGGGCUUUGAAUGCUGCAAAAAUGAUUCGAUUAUGUGGAACCCAAGAAUUAGAAACAGAGAUAUUCCGCAAAAAUAUUCGUGAGAGUCGUGCUGAAUUCAAUAAGAUGGCACUGUUCUCCUCUCUGAAUUAUGCCAUUCUUAGGUUUCUGACGCUUUGUAUGUUUGUGCAGGGAUUUUGGUAUGGAAAUGCACAGAUAAAAAAUGGGAAACUUACGCCCGGAGAUGUGAUUACUUGCUUUUCAGCUUGUAUUUUACUUGCAAAUACCCUGCACUCGUCCUUCCAAGAAAUUUUGAUAAUCCAAAAGGGAGCGGUUGCCUUACGCAAGGUACUCGAUUUUCUCGAGGAGCCCUGUGACGGAAAUGGGCAAUCCAUGAUAGAUGAGCAGAUCAUUCGUCCUAGGAUCCCACUAUCCUGGCAUCGAGGUGAUAUCGAAUUUCACGAUUUGUCGUUCGCCUAUCCCACAAGGCCGAAUGAAUGGGCCCUCAAAAACGCUAACCUAAAAUUUCCUGGGGGUCAUUUUACAUUUAUUGUCGGGAAAUCCGGUUCUGGUAAAUCAACUAUCAGUAACUUACUUCUUCGCCUAUAUGAACAAAGCCAUGGUACAAUUGAGAUUGACGGCUUGGAUAUCAAAAAAAUUGAUCGGCGGAUGAUUUUACAAAACAUAAUGUUGGUCGAGCAAACUACAUCUCUCUUCAACGAUACCCUCGAGAAAAAUAUCACGUUAGGGAUGAACGUUGAGCCGGACGAGUUGAACCAAGCUUGUCAAAUGUCAAUGCUCGACAUCGUUGUGCGAGAUUUAGCUAGAGGAUUAGAUACAGCGGUUGGGAGUUCGGGUGUCGAUUUGAGUGGUGGUGAAACACAGCGAGUGGCCAUUGCCAGGGCAAGACUACGUGACUUUCCUAUAUUAGUUCUCGACGAGGCACUGAGUGCUCAGGAUCGUGUUCACAAAACGUUACUCUUGGAGGCAAUAAGGCGCUGGAGGGUUGGAAAGACGACGAUCAUAUUAACCCAUGAUUUUAGUGACAUAGCAGAUUUGGACUUCGUUUAUCUGAUGGAUGCAGGCAAGGUCAUAGAAUGUGGACGUAAACAGAGCCUGCUCGAAUCAUGUUCAUCAGAUUUUGCCCAAAUGUAUAGAUACCAGUGCUGCAGGACACCGGCGGACGAUGCAACAACUUUGAGAGAUAAUGAUCAACCGGAUCUAAGAAUGAAGUCCAAAGACAUUAACGCCGAAGUAAACGAACUUUAUUCAGAGAUGGGAUCGCCUUCGACAGUAAAAGCAGACAGCAUCUGCAACAUUGAGGAGUUAAGCGAACCUGUUCGGAGUUCAUUUGACUUGCUGCAAGCAAACAUCAUGCGACACCAUCGCAAGCCGAGACCCAAUGUGGAAAGGAUUGAUUUAAAUGCUAUCUCCAUUUCUACCACCUCGAAUUGCAACGAUCUUGAACAGGGUAAAAAUGAGUGUGAGUUAUUGAGUGUCAAAAAGAUUAUGCUGAAACUACUUACCACCCUUCAAGAUAGAUGGUUGCUGCUUGUUGGACUAGUUACUGCGCUAAUAGCAGGAACUGCAAAUCCGUUAUUCUCGUUCACGUUUUCGAAACUACUGAGUGGGUUAACGUCAUCGCAUCCCGAUCCAGAAGCCACUCAACUUGCUACGAAGUGGUCCUUGGUCGUCUUGCUCGUAGCGCUCCUAGAUUCCAGCUUUACCUUCUUGAAAUGCUAUCUACUUUUGAGAAGUGCCGAGGAUUGGAUCAGGACUUUGCGUCAAUCCGUGUUUGAAAAAAUGGUUAGGCAAGAUUUGAGUUGGUUCAACGAGGCUAGAAACAGUACCUCUAAGAUAACUACCUUGGUAUUAAAUGACCUUAGGGAUUUGAGAGCUUUGGCAUCUGAGUUUUUAGCAGCGUUUACAACCUUGAUAAUUGUCUCAGUGUGCGGCUUAGUGUGGGCCUUUGCAUCUGGAUGGAAAUUAAGCCUCGUUUGCAUAUCAUUGAUUCCUAUCUUCGUCUUAUUCUCAGGAUUUUAUGGCGGGAUGCUUCAAAAAUACGAGGCGGCUUACAAGGCUAGUAUCGCCACGUUGGAAGAUCGCUUCUAUAAUGCUAUCAAGAGAGUCAAAACCAUCAGGUGUUUGCAACUAGAAGAAGUGGUCAUAGGUGAACUUACAAAUCUGGAAUUAUCUUCUAAAAGUUGCGGUCGCAAACGUGCAAUAGGAACUGGAAUCGGAGUCGCUACAUCUAACGCUCUCACGUUUGUAACGCAAGCCAUACUUCUUUAUUUUGGAAUGAAGCUUGUUCUGAUUGGCGAGUAUACAUCCAACAAAAUGCUUGAAACAUUAACGCUUCUGCUUUUCACGAUAAUGACUUCUAUCUCUUUGAUAUCACAAAUUCCUGAAAUUAGCAGAGGACAAAGAGCUGCGACGUAUGUGUUUCAAGUUUUGAAUUCACCUACUGUUGUCGAAUCCACAUCUCUCAACAGGAGAACCAAAGGUAUUUCGGUCGAGGAAAAUUGUUUGCUAGUUGAUAUCCAGGACCUACGGUUCUCCUACCCGUUCGCCAAUGAAUCUUCAAUAUAUCAAAAUAUCAAUCUCAAAAUAUGUCAUCUUGAUACAGUGGCUUUAGUGGGUCGAUCAGGUUCAGGAAAAUCGACGCUUUGGCAUUUGCUGGCACACCUAUAUCCAGUCUCUGAAAACUGCAUUCGUAUUGACGGUACAGAUGUCAACCACUGGGAUGCAGAAGUGUUAAGGAGCCAAAUAGCUGUCGUUGAGCAACAACCUCAAUUUUUUUUGGGCUCUAUUUAUGAUAAUUUAACCUACGGCUUACCGCGCCCCGUUGAUGAUUGUGAACUGGAGGAGCUAUUAAUUAUAUUGGGACUGCAGGAGUUUGUGGAGUCGAUGCCCUGUCAACUCCGCUCACAUGUGGAUACUCAUCUUUUGUCAGGCGGCCAAUUACAAAGGCUCGCCAUAGUCCGAGCAUUGCUGCGCAAACCCAAAUUACUGGUUUUGGAUGAGUGUACUUCGGCGUUGGAUGCGCAACACGGAUUUAUCAUGUCAGAGUUUGUAAAACAAAAUCUCCAGGGCACAACGACAUUAGUUAUCACGCACAGUGAGCAGAUGAUGCGAGCGUGCUCGCGCGUCGUUACAUUUAGAAAGGGCUCAAUCGUGGAAGAUGGAACAUUUGAAUCUCUCGCUCAGAGACAGGGAGGAGAACUCCGUAACAUUUUGUCUCUGGCGGAGGUUUAA
This is a messenger RNA of Lachancea dasiensis, 3882 nucleotides long. The record is from the annotation of a GenBank genome assembly. Lineage: Eukaryota; Fungi; Ascomycota; Saccharomycetes; Saccharomycetales; Saccharomycetaceae.